GUUGUUAUUUGUGUAUCAUGUAUUUAUUGGACAAAAGAAGUACAAGAAUCUAUUGAAAAUAAUCAAUUAACUGAAUAUAAUAAAAAAUGUAAUGAACAAAUCGAUGAUAUUGUAAGAUUAGUCAGAGGAAAAUUAACUAGUGGUGAACGAAUCACAUUAGGUGCACUUACAGUGAUUGAUGUACAUG
Molecule: messenger RNA, 187 nt
Organism: Schistosoma turkestanicum
Lineage: Eukaryota; Metazoa; Platyhelminthes; Trematoda; Strigeidida; Schistosomatidae
Source: the annotation of a GenBank genome assembly